UCCAUUACUUGCACUUGCACAGUUGCACUUCAGAAAAACCCUUCACUCUCAGUCUCCUCCGUCUUUUUACUCCACGGACAAAACAAGCAAAACUUCUCGGGAAAUACACACUUCAUCAUCUUCUCCAACUCCAAGUGGAGGCAUCAAUCCUUACGGUUUGAAACAUCGAGAUAGGUGCGGAGUGAUUUACGGUUUCAAGACUCCAAUUUAGGGGAAAGUGAAGUCGCACAAGUCCAGUAAGUUGCGGAUUGAUUCAAUGAGUCUGAAUUAAUUUUGUUGGGUGAGUUUUCUAUUUGGGUGAAGAACCGGGUCACAAAUUUAAGUUCAGAACAGUUAUUCUCUCAGCUGCUGGGUGGGUGGGAUUAAAUGCGAACUGGAACUAGGCCAAGUUGAGGAUUAAAAAUCACCGGAACUGGAACUUGGUUGUUUCCUGCUUCUGCUUGGAUGCAGGACAAAGACUGCAAAUGCACAAAGUGUGCUAAUUUGGAAUUGUGUAUUAUUAGUCACAACAAUGUGCCGAAUAGGACGAGCCAUAAUGGAAUUAAUGACUGAAGCAAACAUUUUUUGGUGAUCCCAUAUAUAAGUAGAGGAGAUGUUCCAAUGGUUGCUGGUGAGUAGGGCAGGGGGCCUCUUUGUCUUUCGGAGAGCUUUCAACUACCAGCAGAAAUUUAGUCUUGUGAAUGUAAAAUUAAAAUGGGUGAAAGAUGGACCAUUGGAUGCCGUCAUGGCUAGAGAGAUGGAUCUUAAAGCAACCUGCAUCCUCGUUUCUCUUAUCUCGUCCUCUCAAGGCGGCUGCCUGCCCUUAUACCGCCUCUUUCCGCAUCGUGGACAACUUGGUCUUCCCCAUGAUCUUAAGUUGUCCACAUUUAUCCGGAGAUAUCCUACUAUUUUCCAUGAGUCCUAUGUUUUUGACACUGGAGGCACUCGAGUUCCUUGCUUUCAAUUGACCCCUGAAGCCUCACGCCUUCAUGAAGAAGAAUUGAAUGUUGCCAAGGCGAAUCAGAGGGAUCUAAUCAGCAGGUUUUGCAAACUGCUCAUGCUUACUAGGGAUAGGACCCUGCCUUUACAAACCAUUGACCAGCUUAAAUGGGACUUAGGAUUGCCUUAUGACUACUACGAUUCCUUGAUUACAUGCCACCCUGACUUAUUUUCUUCAGUUUCCCUACCUGAUGACCGUAUUGGCUUGAAACUUCGACUCUGGAAUGAUCAAUUAGCUGUCUCACAGUUGCAGAUGAACGCUGCUGUACAACAGAAGGAAGAAGACAUUAAAAACGGAUGCUUGGCAUUUCCUGUUAAAUUUACGAGGGGUUUUGGGUUGAAGAGGAAGUGCAUGUUAUGGUUAGAAGAAUGGCAGAGGCUACCUUAUACUUCACCGUACUCUGAUGCUUCCCAUUUGGAUUCACGUACAGAUGUAUCUGAGAAGAGAAUAGUUGGUGUCUUUCACGAGCUUCUCUGCCUUACCAUUCAGAAAAAGACUGAGCGUAAGAAUAUGAGCAACCUCCGUGGACCCUUAUCCCUGCCACAGAAAUUUACGAAGGUGUUUGAGCGCCAUCCUGGGAUAUUUUACAUUUCUAAGAAGUGUGACACUCAGACCAUUGUUCUUAGGGAAGCCUAUAAUCAUCAAGAACUCUUACAGAAGCAUCCUCUUGUAGAUAUCAGAGAAAGAUUUGCUAGCAUGAUGAGAAGAGGAUUUUUAGAUAGGAGCAGAGGCUUGUACAAAAAAAUAACGGAUACUGUUGUAGAGGAAGAUCCAUCGAAGAACGAUUACAAUUACGAACUUAGUGACAACGGGCAAGAAUAUAGUGUGAGAACUUUACUGUUCAAGCCGGGGGAGAUGGAUCAGGAGUCGCAACAGAUAUGAUGUCGUUGAAUUUGAAAGUCAAGAUUCACUACCCAAAUCCAACAACAUUGUUCACUGUACAUGUCACCUCUACUCCUUGUCAGCUUCACUAUUUCCAACAUCAGGUUGCCUCUGGACAGGUAUGCUCUCCAAAGGUAGGUUGAUCAACCUUUCCCCAUUCCCUUAUUGGGUAAGGGUUUCCUUUCUUUCUUGCUUUCGAUUAGGAUUUAGAGGUCCCUGCCCUCCAUUCUCUCAAGUACCUCUCCUCUUUCUCUGCUUGCUUUCAUUCCGCAUUCUUUGGCAUGAGUGUUUGGCUUCAAUGAACAUGGGUAAACCCCUAGAUGACGCUUUACAAUACAGAAGACUGAUAUGUAGACUUAUGUAUCUAGCUAUAACGAGACUAGACAUAAGUUUGCUGUUAAUACUUUGUUGUUAAUACUUGAAGUCAAUUGAUGAAAAAUCCUACGGACCACACUGAUUCGGUCUUCAUCUUCCCAUCUUCUGUCUUCUGUAAUUCAUUCAGUUGUUCAUACAAUUUAUAACUAUGUUGCUUUACAACGAAAAGAAGGAAUCUAAAAGUGUGAUGCUUUGCAUUUCCUAUUAAACUUAACCGGCUUUUAGGUAGAAGUUGAAGUGCAUGAUGGGGUUAAGAAGAUUGGCAGAGUCUACCUUAUACAUCACAAUACAUUGGUGCUUCCCAUUUGAAUCCAAACAUGAAUGUGUUUAAGAAGAGAAUAGUUGGGGUUUGAGCUUCUUUGCCUUCCCAUUUCGAAAAAGACCAAAUCUAAGAGUGUUAACAAUCUCCGUAAACCUUUUAUCCCUCCCCCAUAAAUUUACUAAGGUGUGUGAGCGCCUGCCUUGCAUUUUUUUUUUAUUUGUAAUUAGUAUGAGAUUGAUACCAUAAUUUUUAGAAAAAACCCUUUGGUGGGGGCUUUGGUGGGGGCUUGUACUAGAAACACAAUACGCUAUGACUGAUCCCUUUUCAAUU
Molecule: messenger RNA, 2828 nt
Organism: Tripterygium wilfordii
Lineage: Eukaryota; Viridiplantae; Streptophyta; Magnoliopsida; Celastrales; Celastraceae
Product: protein WHAT'S THIS FACTOR 9, mitochondrial
Exons: 4
Coding region: 593-1861 (422 amino acids)
Molecular function (GO): RNA binding
Source: RefSeq, a predicted model, not a curated record